Messenger RNA from Erinaceus europaeus (western European hedgehog), 3294 nucleotides. It is a transcript of the gene SLC5A6, whose product is annotated as solute carrier family 5 member 6. The record is from RefSeq and is a predicted model, not a curated record. The transcript is spliced from 16 exons. Lineage: Eukaryota; Metazoa; Chordata; Mammalia; Eulipotyphla; Erinaceidae. Gene Ontology annotation, biological process: biotin transport; pantothenate transmembrane transport; sodium ion transport. Gene Ontology annotation, cellular component: membrane. Gene Ontology annotation, molecular function: sodium-dependent multivitamin transmembrane transporter activity. The coding region runs from base 697 to 2628 and encodes 643 amino acids.
UCAAGGCGGGUUGGGGGCGCUCUCCUCCGUGCGCCCCGGGCUGUGUCGAGGGGCGCCGGCCGGGCGUCCUGUUCCCGCCCCCCGGCAGCGCGGGCCUCCCCGGCGCCGCUCUCCCUCUCGACCCCGAGCCCCGCGCGCCCGGAGGCAGCGCUGCCCGCCUUCUCUGCCCUUAGUCAACAUGGCGGCGCGGGGGCGAGCCGGGGGCGGAGUCCGAGGGCGCUGCGGGCUCUGCGGCGGACUCCCCGCGUCGCCCGAGCCGCCAGCCGAGACCUGGCAGGUGGGCAGGCAGGGGGCGGGCCCGGCGUGGGCCGAUCCCGAGGGGGCGGCGCUGCCCGGCCCCCGGCGUGGGGCCCUAGGAGAUCUGAUGCGCCCGCCGCGAGCUGGUAGUUUCCCGGUCGCUUCACGUGGGGAAAGAACGAGGGAAGCCGGCAGCUAAGGAGGCAAAGGGUGAAGGAGGAGCGCGGAGCGAAGGGCGAGUCCGGGGACGGCUCGGGCACGCUGUCUCCUUCACCUCCGCCCCGGGACACGCGCUCCCCUGACUGCUCGACCCCAUCCGCCUUCCCAGACGGCGGCGAUGCCGCUCCCGGGAGCACCGGCGGGACCCUAGCCCUGGUGGAGUCCCCGAGGAGGAAGACGACUGUGAGACAGCCUAGGAACAAACGGCAAGUGGCUGCAGGUCACCGGCACAUCCAGGACAUGAGUGUUGGGGCGGUCACCUCCGCUCCCCUGUUCCCCACUUCAGACACCAGCCCGCCCGUGCCGACUUUCUCUGCUGUGGACUAUGUGGUCUUUGCCCUGCUGCUGGUCCUGUCCCUGGCCAUCGGGCUGUACCAUGCCUGUCGUGGCUGGGGCCAGCACACAGUCGGUCAGCUACAGAUGGCGGACCGGAAGAUGGACUGCCUUCCUGUGGCGCUGUCCCUGCUGGCCACCUUCCAGUCGGCUGUGGCCAUCCUGGGUGUGCCAGCUGAGAUCUACCGAUUCGGGACCCAGUACUGGUUCCUGGGCUGCUGCUACUUCCUGGGGCUGCUGAUCCCUGCACACAUCUUCAUCCCCAUCUUCUACCGCCUGCAUCUCACCAGUGCCUACGAGUACCUAGAGCUCCGAUUCAAUAAAGCUGUGCGGAUUUGUGGGACCGUGACCUUCAUCUUUCAGAUGGUGAUCUACAUGGGGGUAGUGCUCUAUGCACCAUCUUUGGCCCUCAAUGCAGUGACUGGUCUUGACCUGUGGCUGUCCGUGCUGACCCUUGGCAUUGUCUGUAACAUCUAUACUGCUCUGGGUGGGCUGAAGGCCGUCAUCUGGACAGAUGUGUUCCAAACGCUGGUCAUGUUCCUGGGGCAGCUGGCAGUCAUCAUCGUGGGGUCGGCCAAGUUGGGUGGCUUGGGGCAAGUAUGGCACACGGCCUCCCAGCAUGGCCUCAUCUCUGGGCUCGAGCUGGACCCAGACCCCUUCGUGCGUCACACCUUCUGGACCUUGGCUUUCGGGGGCUUGUUCAUGAUGCUGUCCCUGUAUGGGGUGAACCAGGCUCAGGUGCAGCGCUACCUCAGCUCCCGCACGGAGAAGGCAGCCGUGCUCUCCUGCUAUGCUGUGUUCCCCUGCCAGCAGCUGGUCCUCUGCAUAUCAUGCCUCAUCGGCCUGGUCAUGUUUGCCUAUUACCAGAAAUUCCCUAUGAGCACCCAGCAGAGCCAGGCAGCCCCUGACCAGUUUGUCCUGUAUUUUGUGAUGGAUCUCCUGAGAGGCCUGCCGGGCCUGCCGGGGCUCUUCGUCGCCUGCCUCUUCAGUGGCUCCCUCAGCACCAUAUCCUCCGCUUUUAACUCCCUGGCUACUGUGACGAUGGAAGACCUGAUCCGGCCCUGGUUCUCUGACCUCUCUGAAGCCCGGGCCACCAUGCUGUGCAGAAUGCUCGCCUUUGGUUAUGGGCUGCUUUGUCUGGGGAUGGCCUACAUUUCCUCCCAGAUGGGACCUCUGUUGCAGGCAGCCAUCAGCAUCUUUGGCAUGAUCGGGGGACCACUGCUCGGACUCUUCUGCCUUGGCAUGUUCUUUCCCUGUGCCAACCCUCCCGGCGCCAUUGUGGGUCUGCUGGCUGGACUCGCCAUGGCCUUCUGGAUCGGUGUUGGGAGCACAGUGACCAGCACGGGCUCCAGCGGGGCCCCCUCGCCCCCUAACAGCUCCAGCUUCUCCCUGCCCAACAACCUGACUGCCAUCGGUCUGACCACAUUGGUGCCCUCUGUCACCCAUUCCAAGCCCACAGGACUGCAGCGCCUCUACUCUCUGUCCUACUUGUGGUACAGCGCUCAUAACUCCACUACAGUCAUUGUGGUGGGCCUGAUCGUCAGUCUGCUCACUGGGGGUAUGCGGGGCCGGACCCUGGACCCUCGAACCCUUUACCCAGUGUGGCCCCGACUCCUCGCUCUCCUGCCCAGGGCUUGUCAGAAGCGACUUCACUACAAAAGCCACAGCCAGGAGCCAUCCUUCUGUGCUCCCCAGGACCUCUCUGCAGACACCAUGUUUCCGGAGAAGGCUGGCAACGGGAUUCUGAGGGUUGAUGGAAGCAAGGAGGAGGUGCCUGAGCAAGGCUCGGCCCAGCAGGCAAGCAGCCCUACCUUCAUCCUGCAGGAGACCUCACUGUGAUCCAGACUCAGGCCUGGACCCGUGGCCGCCCGUGGUCACGAGUGUGCUCUGUAGGGACAGCUCAGCACUCAGUGCCCUAGCCCACACCAAAGGCCCUUCUAAGGGUUGUCCCUUCCUAGAAGCUAUGGCCGCACGGGAGCUGUGAGGGAAUGACAACCUUCUUGGACCUGGUUCUGCUGGAAAGGGUGAUAGAAGCGGAUCUUCUGGGAAAAAAUGGCUUGUGACUCAGCACAGCCCAGCUCCUUUGAAGCAGCGGGAAACUACGAGGUUGACUCGACUGGUCUGGAGCCUGGUCUGGUAGCCUUGACCUGCUGCAGCCUCACCCCCAAAAGGUGCCUGGGUCAGCAGCUGCACCCCCACAGCCCUGUGGCUGAUUCUGUCAGCACAGAGGCUUCUCAUUCUUAUCUCUCUACCUCUGUUCUUGAGAGGGAGGCUUUUGCAUCCUUGAGAGGAAUCAUGAGACAGAUAGGUCCGUUUAUCUCCACUGUGUAGAGAAACAAAGCUUCCCACCUCCCCACCCCCACAUGCCGCUGGGGGCAAACACUAAUGAAGGCUCCAGAGCAUGACCAGUUCACUGUGGAGUGUCCCAUAUUCCGGUUUCCUUUUGGAGUUUCUUCCUGACAAUUCUUUUGUUCCUAGCGAAUAAAAAUUGCCAUUGGACCUAGA